Molecule: messenger RNA, 503 nt
Organism: Pseudogymnoascus verrucosus
Lineage: Eukaryota; Fungi; Ascomycota; Leotiomycetes; Thelebolales; Thelebolaceae
Exons: 1
Coding region: 89-430 (113 amino acids)
Source: RefSeq, a predicted model, not a curated record
CAACAAUCAAGAUUAGACACAGACAGUCACACCCCUCCUCCCUCUCAGACAUCCGCGCGCGCCCAUUUCAGUAGAGGUGAGGCGGUCGAUGCAUCCUGCAAUGCAGGGUACCAAUAAGCCAGACACACCCAAACGUGCAUUUGUGGGUCACCCACCUUCUUCCGCGUAUCUGAUUGGUCGUCUCACCCUCCCCCAACCAACCACAACGCACCAAACCCCCCGACACGACAAGGCUGGCGACAGGAAACCCGCGAGGCGGACGGAGGGUUCUGAUUCGACUGGAAGCAGAGGGGAUGAUCAGUCACCUCCAAAUUGGAAGGACUCCCAUAGGCACACCACCAGACAGACAGACAGGCAGGCAGGCAACCCAGGCAGCCAAGCAGGAAAGGCACACAACCUAACUGGCUGCCUCCCGCUCUGCCUGCCGUGAUUGCGUGCAUCGACCAUCCAUACAACUCACCAACUCCGGACAAUAUCACCGGUCGAUGCUGCACGAGCUUCCC